Molecule: messenger RNA, 213 nt
Organism: Pediculus humanus corporis (human body louse)
Lineage: Eukaryota; Metazoa; Arthropoda; Insecta; Psocodea; Pediculidae
Exons: 2
Coding region: 1-213 (70 amino acids)
Molecular function (GO): peptidase inhibitor activity
Source: RefSeq, a predicted model, not a curated record
AUGUCAAUAUCGACGCUGUCGUUGUCAUUAUUAUUAUUAUCAUUAUUAUUAUUAUUCGACACGUUAUCGAUGACGUUAUCAGAACCGCGAAUCAGGGAGGAAAUUUGCAUACCCGGAUCGAUAUUUAAAAAAGGUUGCGAAAUGUGUUCAUGUUCUCCGGAUGGACAAAUUUUAUCAUGCGUUCCAAUAAGUUGUAAAAAUCUUAAAUUUUAA